Molecule: messenger RNA, 1256 nt
Organism: Racocetra persica
Lineage: Eukaryota; Fungi; Glomeromycota; Glomeromycetes; Diversisporales; Gigasporaceae
Source: the annotation of a GenBank genome assembly
AACAAACUUUGUGCCCUUCUUUGACUUGGUAUGGUUUUGGUGUUGUUGGAUCUGAACAUAUUGAUCCAAAAGGUGUUACCGCUUGGUGUGAAAAUGAACCAACUGGUUAUACUUGGAAUAAGUCUUCCGAAUUUCCUAAAGGUUGUAUAUGGGCUGCUCACGGUGUAUGGGAUAAAGAAACAAAGACAAUAUUAUGUCCUGAUUAUUUUGCGAAAAAUCCCCGUACUGGUGAACCAAUAAAUUGGAAUCAAGAUUGCUAUAAACCUUUUAUCCUCCAAUAUGCUGAAGCUAUUAGAUCUGUACAUUCAAAUGCUAUUAUAUUCAUUCAACCUCCUGUACUUGAAUUACCACCAGACAUGCUUAGUGAUCCAAAUCCUAUAAAACGUAUUAUGUAUUCUCCACAUUGGUAUGAUGGGUUAACUUUGACACAAAAACAAUUUAAUUGGUAUAAUGUUGAUGUUUUGGGUAUCAAAAGGGGUAAAUAUCCUACCUACCUUAGUGCUAUCAAAAUAGGUAAUAACGCAAUAAGAAAAAAUUUUGCGGAACAAAUUAAUAUGACUUUAAGUGAACGAGUUAGUUUAGUUGGCAAUGUGCCAAGUGUGAUAGGAGAGAUAGGCAUACCGUAUGAUCUGGAUAAUCGUAAAGCUUACGAAACUGGUGAUUACAAACAACAAAUCAAGGCGAUGGAUGCAAAUUUACAAGCAUUAGAAAGUAAUCUCGUCAAUUAUACUUUAUGGACUUACGUCCCUGAUAAUAAUAAUGAAUGGGGUGAUCAAUGGAACGGUGAAGAUCUUAGCAUUUAUUCAGCUCCUUUGGAAAGUCUUGAAAAAAUUCAUUCGAUGAUGUCAACACCAGAUUCGAGUCAAAUAUUAGAUUUAGGAGGCAGAGCAUUAGAUUCUUUAUUAAGACCGUUUCCUCUUAAAACUAACGGUGAACCAUUAAGCAUAUCAUUUGACCCCCAUAAAAAAAUAUUUAAAUACAAAUUUAAAAAUGACAAGUUCAACCCAGAAAAGAGUACACCAACCGAAAUUUACUUACCUAGAUAUCAUUACCCCGAAGCAGAUGAUUUUUCUAUUACAUUCUUUAGUGGAUAUGCAGAUUUCCAAAGAGAUCAACAGCUAUUAUUGUAUUGGCAUGAUAUUGGUGAUCCCGCAGACGAUAGGAAUAAUGAUUAUCAUUUCGGAAUUCAUGAGAUUAUUGUUGAGUUCAAGAAACCACUUGUUGGUGGAGAAGGAAUUUGGGAUGAUUGUUGUUAA